AUGCCGCCCCCAGCGGACGGCGAAGAGCGUCUUCUAGUGUUUGUCGACGAGCUCCGCGGCCAGCUCGCCGUCCUUCUUGGGGGCCGGGCGGCAGAAGACGUCUGUUUUGGUGGGAGAAUCUCUACAGGAGCAGUAGACGACAUUCGCCGUGCUACAGACGUGGCAUAUAAGGCAGUAGCAGAAUAUGGGCUGAGUGGGACCAUAGGUCCAAUGUCAGUGGGUACCCUGGCGGGAGGAGGGUUGGACGGAGGGGGAGGGUUUUCCUGGGGGGGGAAGGACCAGGGGAGGCUGUCGGAUCAGGUGCAGGAUGAGGUGCAACAACUGUUACAGGCGGCUCUAGAGGUGGCCCGGGCGGUGCUGGUGUGCAACAGAGGGCUUCUGGAAGACCUGGGAAGGACGCUGCAAGGGGAGGUUGUUGGAUUGGAUGAGGUGCAGGAUGAGGUGCAACAGCUGCUGCAGGAAGCUUUAGAGGUGGCGCGGGCUGUGCUGGUGUGCAACAGAGGGCUGCUGGAAGACCUGGGAAGGACGCUGCAAGAUAAUGAGACGGUGGAGGGAGCAGCUCUGAGCGCUUGGCUGGCGCAAGUAGAGGUGCCGCCACUGCUUAGAACUUUUGUGUACGGGCGGACGGUUGACCUGCCCCUGCUCCCAGCUGAGAGCAGUGAAGAGGAUGCAUGA
Messenger RNA from Closterium sp. Naga37s-1, 675 nucleotides. The record is from the annotation of a GenBank genome assembly. Lineage: Eukaryota; Viridiplantae; Streptophyta; Zygnematophyceae; Desmidiales; Closteriaceae.